Messenger RNA from Felis catus (domestic cat), 684 nucleotides. NCBI's taxonomy places the organism in Eukaryota, Metazoa, Chordata, Mammalia, Carnivora, Felidae. The record is from the annotation of a RefSeq genome assembly.
AUGGCGUACCCCUUUCAACUAGGUUUCCAAGAUGCUACAUCCCCCAUUAUAGAAGAACUCCUACACUUUCACGACCACACACUAAUAAUUGUAUUUUUAAUCAGCUCUUUAGUUCUUUAUAUUAUCUCGUUGAUGCUAACAACCAAGCUCACGCACACGAGUACAAUAGAUGCUCAAGAAGUAGAAACCAUCUGAACCAUCCUACCUGCUAUUAUCCUGAUUCUUAUCGCCCUACCCUCCUUACGAAUUCUCUAUAUAAUGGAUGAAAUCAACAACCCCUCCCUCACAGUAAAAACCAUAGGACAUCAAUGAUAUUGAAGUUAUGAGUACACUGAUUACGAAGACUUGAAUUUUGACUCUUACAUAAUUCCUACCCAAGAGCUAAAACCAGGAGAACUCCGGCUAUUAGAAGUUGACAACCGAGUAGUUUUACCAAUAGAAAUGACCAUUCGCAUGUUAAUCUCAUCAGAAGAUGUGUUACACUCAUGAGCCGUCCCAUCCCUAGGCCUAAAAACUGAUGCUAUCCCAGGCCGAUUAAAUCAAACAACUCUAAUAGCUACACGACCUGGUUUAUAUUAUGGCCAAUGCUCAGAAAUCUGUGGCUCAAACCAUAGCUUCAUACCCAUUGUUCUUGAAUUAGUCCCACUAACGUACUUUGAAAAAUGAUCUGCAUCUAUACUGUAA